AUGGAUUCCACUGCGUACUCUCCCCGUGCAACCUCCUCGGCUUCUGAGGAUUCGAUCCAAGGCUUCGACUGGAUUUACUCAACUGAUCCGAAUCGGCCACGGUCCUCACCAGAGUCAAUCUCUUCGAUUGACUCUUCGUCGUCCAUCACUUCUGGCCCUGUUUGCAUUGUCGGCGUGGGUUUCGUCGGAGAAACCCUCCUCAAGGAAUUCAGCCAUGUACAUCCAACGAUUGGUUUUGACGUCUCCGAAAGCCGCAUCAAGGAACUUCAAAACUCUUACACUGGGGCCAAAUAUUUGACACUGACAACAGAUGAGAACGUGCUAGAUCAGGCCCAGCACUAUCUCAUCUCGGUUCCUACACUAUUGAAGGCCGACCACUCGGUCGACUGGUCACAUCUCAAGUCUGCCCUAUCGACGGUCUUUCGUCAUGCAAGACCAGGUAACACUAUAGUCAUUGAGAGCAGUGUCUCUGUCGGCAUGACUCGCGAGCUCUUUGAAUCUGUUCGGGAUACCUAUAUCUGUGGCAUGUCCCCCGAGCGCGUUGAUCCGGGACGUACAUUUCCCGCAGCUAGUGAGAUCCCCAAAAUCGUCUCGGGCUUAACUCCUGGGGCACUGAGCGUAAUCACCGAUCUCUACUCCAGUGUGUUCAAGACCGUUGUUCCCGUCUCAUGUCCCGAAGUCGCCGAGAUGACCAAGCUCUUUGAGAAUUGUUACCGCAUGGUCAACAUUGCUUAUGUCAAUGAAGUCAGCGACGCAUGUCGUACAAUCGGCAUCGACCCAAACGAGGUGAUUGAUGCUGCUUCGACCAAACCAUACGGCUACCAAGCUUUUCGUCCUGGACUGGGCGUUGGUGGACAUUGCAUCCCAGUCAACCCUUCAUAUCUCCUCCAGACGUGUCCUGACUUGCCAGUCUUGAAACAAUCCACUAAGAUCAUGAGAGAGAGGCCUCACAAACUGGCCCAAGAAUUACACGGGCACUAUACGUCGUCAAGGCUGGCGUCAACCGAUCUACUUCCACGAGUCCUACUAGUCGGUGUUUCAUUCAAGCCCGGUCAGUCUAUUCUGUCGAAUUCACCAGGCCUUGCGUUCGGUAAGGAGCUGGCGAAUUGUGGCUGCGACCGGUUAGCAUUUUAUGACCCACUGGUUCCACAACACGCUGUCCCCUGGAUGGAAAAGCUGGAGGAUGCCGAUUUCAACCUUGAGUCUCUGGCUUCAGACUUUGAUUUGGUUGUCAUCUGCUGUAGGCAAAUAGGCGUUGACUAUAAUGUUUUGAAAGGCAUUCCCGAAGAGAUGUUAUGGUCGUACUAA
Molecule: messenger RNA, 1308 nt
Organism: Exophiala aquamarina CBS 119918
Lineage: Eukaryota; Fungi; Ascomycota; Eurotiomycetes; Chaetothyriales; Herpotrichiellaceae
Exons: 1
Coding region: 1-1308 (435 amino acids)
Biological process (GO): polysaccharide biosynthetic process
Molecular function (GO): NAD binding; oxidoreductase activity, acting on the CH-OH group of donors, NAD or NADP as acceptor; oxidoreductase activity, acting on the CH-CH group of donors, NAD or NADP as acceptor
Source: RefSeq, a predicted model, not a curated record